This is a messenger RNA of Racocetra persica, 287 nucleotides long. The record is from the annotation of a GenBank genome assembly. Lineage: Eukaryota; Fungi; Glomeromycota; Glomeromycetes; Diversisporales; Gigasporaceae.
AUGACUAUUGAAGAUUCAGUUCCAGCAUUAGAUGCUUUAAUUGCAAAAAAAGUAGCCAAAAAAGUACUUAAAAAAAAAAAUCAAGAUACUAUCGAUAAUGAAGGCCCUUCUCCUGUUAUAACUUUAGAAAGAAACACAGCAAAGCAACCAGAAUUUGUAGUAGAUUGGUUUCAAGAAACAAUAAAAGGUUUUGGUAGACAUCAUGUUACUUCCAGAUAUAUUAAAAUACAAUUCAAUGUAAAAAAAAGCUUCUUUACUAAUCCAAAUACAAAUCUAUAUUAUGAAAC